This is a messenger RNA of Rodentolepis nana, 1029 nucleotides long. Lineage: Eukaryota; Metazoa; Platyhelminthes; Cestoda; Cyclophyllidea; Hymenolepididae. The record is from the annotation of a GenBank genome assembly.
UUUUAUCCAGUUGUUGGAUGGUUAAAAUCUAUCAGAACCGAUAAAUCAUUGAGCUGUGAAGAUGUUCCUGAUACCAAAUUAGAAGAUGUUACCUUCCUGUUAGAAGGAUUUAACUCUGACGCUGGCAAUUCUCUUCUUAAGCUCAAAGAAGCCGGAUUUUUCGACUCCUAUUCGGAAUUGGAAGAUACUCUAAAAUCUAUUACACCCUCAUUUGACGCUACACUUGAUGGCUCCUCCUACUUCAUUCCAUCGUCACUAGGUCUCAAGCCAUCCUCAACUGGGUCCCAAUUUCGAAUGGACGAUUCCGAGAGGGCGCUCAGUUUUGUAAAUACCAACACCUAUCUCACUGAUGGGGGCAUAUUUGUGGGCUUGCCGUUAAGAAGAAGGAAAGGACAGGUGUGUAUAACAAAGUCAUUGAAGCAAGCAGCGGUCUUUGCUCUCAUGGACUCGCUUGUUAUGGCCGCGCGUCUCCUAUUUGUCAAGGGUAUCAAUAAGGAAUUCUGGCGCAUUCUAACAGGGUGGUAUCGGUGUGGUUCGAUUACCUAUUCAUGCCCAUUUCGUGAGUUUUUCCCUUUGGAGAAGCCGAGUGUAGUGGGUAUUGUUUUCGUUGGUGUUCGCAGUCCCUACGCUAAACUCUUAAAUCAUAAAAUUUGCGUCGAACUCGCCUCGGAGAUAACAGUCUUACGCGUCAAUGGUAAUCUCACCCGAUCUGAUUGGCUAAUGCAACGAUUAGCUGACACCCUAAACCUACCCGUGGAGCGAUCUUCAACCUCUGAAACAUGCUGCCUGGGUGCCGCUAUUGCUGCUGGUAUUGGAGCAGGGAUUUGGAAAACCUAUGGCGAUGCAGUUAAACUACUGCAGGCUUCGAAGACCCGUUUUGAACCCAUUCCGCCCUCCGUUUUGAGAAUGAGGAGGCGAUACCUUUAUUGGACCGGUGCUUGCGCAAAAGUCAUUGCGGCCCACAAUUCCAGAUCUAUAGAAUUGGGUGAAGUAAUUUCCCUAAAUGAUCUUGUCUCUUUGGCUCUAUGA